GGGCUUGCUGGGUUCAAAUGUAGGUGAGAUUAAUAAAUUUCCCUAGCUCAUCUUCCCUGUCGAAAGACAACGUGAUGAAUUCGCCUACUUUCUUCCAUUGUCCAACCAAAUUAUGUUUUGCCUGACGGGGGUUUACUUCUUUGAUGGCUGAAUUCAUAUAAGUCGCGAAUCCUUCCCCGGGAAGUUUUUGGUUUUUGGUUUACCUCUCCUCUCCCACCGUCUACCCGUCAAUUCCGACGAGCACAAAGCACUGGUGUCAACAAACAAAGCGUGUCUAACUCCCGAGUCAACAUGCGUCUGCACACUGGUCUCGCGUCCUUGGGACUUUUGCUCCCACUUGCCUCAGCUCAGAGCAAUUCGUCAGCCGGUGCUGGACCUGACGAGAACGGCUUGUACUGGAUCUAUGGCGAGGGUAUCACGGCUGCAUUUAUUACUUACGGAGCCUCGGUUUCAAGGCUCUUGAUCCACGACAAGUAUGGCGUCGAAAGAGAUUUGGUAGCUGGCUUCGACAAUGCUACUGCUUACACACUUGAUCCGGCUCAUCCUCAUCUCGGCGGUGUACCGGGCCGAUACGCAAACCGUAUUCAGAAUAGCACGUUCGAGAUUGAUGGUCAGACCUACCAUGUCGAUCCCAACGAGAACCCCACUUCAGAGGCUCCUGACGGCUCCGACACAUUGCACGGCGGCCACGAUGGUUGGGACUACCGGAAUUUCACUGUCGUUUCUCAUGCGAAUGAUAGUAUAACAUUUUCCAUCGUCGAUCCCGAUGGCAAAGAAGGGUUCCCCGGAGAGGUUGUGUCUUACAUCACGUAUACCCUCGGCAAGAUGACGUGGGACUUGAAGAUGGUAGCCCUCGCAACCACGAAGAAAACGCCCAUCAUGCUAAGCAGCCACGUUUACUGGAACCUGGACGGCUUCGCCAACAACGAGACUAACACUGCCUUGAACCACACCUUCUACCUGCCCCACAGCGGCCAGCGAGUCGGCGUCGACAACAUCCUCAUUCCCACAGGCGAUAUUGUAGCCAACAAGCAAGGAUCUGUCAACGACUUCUGGAGCACGCCGAAACAAAUCGGAGCUGACCUUAAGAAGCCUGAAGCAGAGGGGAACUGUGGUUUCAACUGCACCGGUUAUGAUACUUGCUGGCUUGUAAACCGAGGCCAAGAAGGCCCCUACGAUUGGCGCGCGGAAGGAGACUUCGUCGCGCGUCUGCAAUCGGAGUGGUCGGGCAUCCAAGUGGAAGUGUACACCGACCAGGAGGCUUUCCAGAUGUACUCGUGCAACGGCCAAAACGCGACCAUGCCGCUCAAGACGACGCAGGGCAUACACGACAACGCGGACUUCCCGCGCACGAUCCCGCAGUACGGGUGCCUCGUCAUGGAAGUUGAGGACUGGAUUGACGGCAUCAACCACCCCGAGUGGCAGCGCGGCAAGAAGCAGAUCUUCAGCCCCGGCGGAGACCCGUACGUCCUACAGGCUAGCUAUGUCUUCAGCAUCAACGACACCGCGACGUCUUAGGUAGACGGACGCGGUGCGGGUGGUAAUGAUAAUGGCGACGGCCUGAGGAGUGACGGUGCGGUAUAUAGAAGCAGCGGCUUGUU
Molecule: messenger RNA, 1601 nt
Organism: Annulohypoxylon maeteangense
Lineage: Eukaryota; Fungi; Ascomycota; Sordariomycetes; Xylariales; Hypoxylaceae
Product: galactose mutarotase-like protein
Exons: 2
Coding region: 292-1518 (408 amino acids)
Biological process (GO): beta-D-galactose catabolic process via UDP-galactose, Leloir pathway; glucose metabolic process
Molecular function (GO): aldose 1-epimerase activity; carbohydrate binding
Source: RefSeq, a predicted model, not a curated record